Cladophialophora immunda is the source of this 1973-nucleotide messenger RNA. Its product is annotated as arginase. Gene Ontology annotation, molecular function: arginase activity; manganese ion binding. Gene Ontology annotation, cellular component: cytosol; cytoplasm; nucleus. The coding region runs from base 448 to 1551 and encodes 367 amino acids. The transcript has a single exon. NCBI's taxonomy places the organism in Eukaryota, Fungi, Ascomycota, Eurotiomycetes, Chaetothyriales, Herpotrichiellaceae. The record is from RefSeq and is a predicted model, not a curated record.
GGAAACGAUGGCUGUGGGUGGGAUGGAGAUGAUGAUGACGGCGACGUGAGUGAGGGAGCGAGGGGGGGAGGGAGAGGGAGUGGCUUCCAACAAAACUUCUGACGGGCCAACAUCCAUAAAACCAUCCUCGCUCCCUUCCCCCCUGCUCACCACCCACAUUCUUUUGUUCUUUCUUAUUCUCUCCAUCGUGUGUUUGCGGUAAGAGGAAAGCAAAAUCAGGUCCUGUACAUACAGACGGAAAAGCGCUCGCAUAUUCUUUUGGAGUUGAUUCUUUUGCCCCCCCCGGGUGGACACGAUCCUUUUUCAUCGUUGAAGGCACCAAGUUAAGGUCUCGACUCACGAACCAGUCAAACCGUGUGCUUUGACCGCGUUUUCUGGUCAUCCUCUCCUUCCAUUGCGCGGUCCAAACCAUCUACCGCUUUGACCACCCAAGACGAAUCUGCCAGGAUGCAGCCCAAAGCCCCCGAGAAGUCUUCCCCUUCGACCACCACCACCGCUACCAACGGUCACACUAACGGACAUACGAACGGGUCCUCAUCCUCCCACGAGUCUUCAGACAACAAGUACGAUAUGAACUCACCUUCCACCAUCCGCCAAAAGUUCCUCCCUUACCCUUCCGACCUGGGCGUGGUCCUGGUCGGCUUUUCUGGCGGGCAAUGCAAAGAUGGCGUGGAUGCCGCUCCCACGGCGCUGGUGAACGCAGGGUUGCUGCACCAGAUUCGGGAUGAGUUGGGAUACACGCUUCAUGGAGACAGCGAGGUACACAACUUCAACGAGAUCCGUCCUGCCUCCGAUGAGCCGUACAGGGGAAUGAAGAAUCCCCGGUCAGUCAGUGCCGUUACGGAGAAACUCGCAGGCCAAGUCUACGAACAAGCUCGCCAUGGAAGAAUGGUCUUGACCCUAGGAGGCGACCACUCCAUAGCGAUCGGCACCAUCGCGGGUACAGCCAAGGCCAUCCGUGAACGGUACAACAGACGCAAAGAGAUCGCGGUCAUCUGGGUUGACGCCCACGCCGACAUCAACACGCCCGAGACGUCCGAUUCAGGGAACAUCCACGGCAUGCCAGUCGCGUUCGCCACAGGUCUCGCGCACUCCGAGGAUAAGGAUAUCUUCGGCUGGUUACAAGAGGACCAAAUGCUCUCGACCACAAAGCUUGUCUAUAUCGGUCUGCGGGAUGUGGACAGGGGUGAGAAGAAAAUCUUGCGCGACCACAGGAUCAAGGCUUUCUCCAUGCACGACAUCGAUCGCCACGGUAUCGGAAGAGUGGUAGAAAUGGCGCUCGCCCAUAUUGGGACCGACACUCCUAUUCACCUGUCCUUCGAUGUGGAUGCCCUGGACCCCAUGUGGGCGCCCAGCACAGGAACGCCGGUUAGAGGAGGCUUGACGCUGAGAGAAGGGGAUUACAUCGCCGAAUGCGUCCAUGAGACAGGGCAAUUGGUGGCCAUGGAUUUGGUUGAGGUGAAUCCUUCGUUGGACGUGGCUGGAGCAACUGAAACGGUGAGGGCAGGCGUCAGUCUGGUGAGGUGUGCAUUGGGUGAUACCCUCCUGUGAGGUAGCAGAGACUGGUCCUAGAAAAGCGAGGCUCCCAUCACUCGACGACAGGCAGUAUAUCCUUAACACACUCUCCUUCUGUCUUCUCUUUGAAUUGGUUACACGACCCGCGAUGAGAUGUUGGACACGACAGAACAACGGAAAAAGAAGGGAGGCUCAACGGGGACCAAAGGGGGAACUAAAAGCCUUUCGCAUUACAACAGGGAUACACAAGAAGUGCUUACCUAAAUACCUAUACCUAUUCAUAUACCUAUAACAUAUUUGUAUUCGGAGUACCUAUACACGCACACAAAUAUAUCUCUGCAGAAAGAGAUACGGCCACAUAUAGCUAGCUAUAUAGACGAGGCCUAGACAGUGCGAGGCUCGCUCCGUACAAGGAAUGGUACCUAGAGGGGCCAAAAACAGGCUUGGACAAUACCAGG